Messenger RNA from Mangifera indica (mango), 1354 nucleotides. RefSeq names its product probable membrane-associated kinase regulator 6. Lineage: Eukaryota; Viridiplantae; Streptophyta; Magnoliopsida; Sapindales; Anacardiaceae. Bases 430 to 1098 code for a protein of 222 amino acids. The transcript has 2 exons. The record is from RefSeq and is a predicted model, not a curated record.
UCUCUUCCAACGAUACUUCAAAAUUAAACUUUUUAUUUAUUUAAUGUAGUAAUUGUGGGAUUGGUCAUUGGAUCUAAGGUUUCACUUGUUUGAUAUAGUCGAUUCAACCCUGAAGAAAUGGUUUGGUUCAAGUAAGGUUUUCUUACUAUCAAUAAAAAGAAGGGUUUUGGGAAGUUUAAAGAAAAAGUAGGGUAGAUUUGUGAUGCAACAAUACAUUUUUGUGGGUGCUUGUGGGGGCUAACAUAUUUGUUUCUUUUCUUCUUUUCCCUUUUCAAUUAUUAAAAUUCAUUGUCUCGUGCCAGAUAAUAACCACGUACACAACUGUUAGACAGAUGAUAUCAAGGUAUAUAAAUAUGGUAGAGAUUGUUCCAGUUUGUUAUCUUUUUCAUUUUCUUCUUCAUUUCUCAGCAUAUCUUUGUAGUAGUAGCCAUGGAAACUUCCCAGCCUAUUUCAAUUGAAAGUUUUUCAUACAGAUGGUUAGUAAACUUGAAGCCAUCUUUAGAAAGCCUUGACAAUUCCCUCAGGGCCUCAUUUGAUGCAUGUGAUGAAGCUGCCUUCAUUGAAAUGGACCCAAGAAUGCCACCAUCUAAGAGAUUCAUUAGAAAUUCCCAGGCUGACUUCAAGUUUGAUUUCCCAAGCUCACAAACUCCAAUUGCUCUUGUUGAUGCUGAUCAGCUUUUCUCCAAUGGCUAUGUAAUGCCACUCUUUGUUGAUCAACUGAAGAUGGAGGCAUAUCAGGUCUCGGAUUCAUCUCUACCCCUGCCUUCUACCUCUUCACAUGGAUCAAAGCUUGUGGUUCCAGCUUGUAAGAGAAGAUGUUCGUCCUUGAGAAGGUGUCGAAAAGUGUCCAAGAGGAUAUUUCAGAAGUAUUUGGAUUUUCUUAGGCCAUUGUAUCAAAGAAUUCGUGGGCACAGGUCAAAUUCCAGAGCUGAAACUGGUGACAGAAGAGUUCAUGUGAUGAACACCUGGGUAUAUUCUGCAGAAACAACUCCUCGAGUAAGCGUCGCUUACUCUGCUGAUGAUUGGCGGAAAUCUUGUGAUUCUGAAAGCUCCAUUUAUGAGGCAGUCCUCCAUUGUAAAAGAUCUUUCGGAAAAUAAAUUGAAGCUUUCUGUCCAACAAAGGAACAAGAAAAAGAAAGGAACAUGUGAAGAAGAUGGGAAACGGCAACUUAACUACUUAUGUUUCUUGUCCUUUAUCAUCAUUUCUCAUUGAGAUGAUAAUGUAAAUUUGUCCUAUAAGGGAGUAGAUAGAAUAUAGAAGCUGUUAGGGGGGCCUGGUCGGCAAUGGAGCCUCUGUGGCCAUGCCUGAACCUGUGGGUGAGAAUCAUAUUAAUCAAAAUAUCGAUUAUUACAA